Ochotona curzoniae (black-lipped pika) is the source of this 774-nucleotide messenger RNA. Its product is annotated as nascent polypeptide-associated complex subunit alpha, muscle-specific form-like. Bases 1 to 774 code for a protein of 257 amino acids. The transcript has a single exon. NCBI's taxonomy places the organism in Eukaryota, Metazoa, Chordata, Mammalia, Lagomorpha, Ochotonidae. The record is from RefSeq and is a predicted model, not a curated record.
AUGGGGGAGGGAGGCCGCAGGCCGGGCCUGCCCACCAGGAGGUCCGGAGAGCCCCGUUGGAUGAGGGGGGACAGCGUUGGCCCACCGGGGGGAGGCGGAGAAGGGGAAGCUCCGGGCCUCCCAUUGCAUCUCCUCCCCAUCCCCGAGCUGGAUGCCCAGGCCGGCCCUUCCAGCGGGCGCCCCGCGCCGGCGCGCCCCCCACCCCGGACUCGGAGCUCCCGAGGCCGACGCAGCGCCCCACCCACAGAGGGCUCAUCCUCCGCCGCCCGGUGCUUUAGUCACCUUGACUCGCCCCCGGGCGGUGCGGGCCGCGACGCGGGGCGCCGCUGCAGGCUAGAGAUGCAGACCACGGGCUCCGCUUGCUUACCUGCCUCGGGCUGCGGCACCCGCGUCCCGGCUCCGGGUCCGGGCCACCCGGGCCGGGGCGGGGCCGGGGCGGGGUGGACGGCAGGGAGGCCGGGGCUGCGGUCCGAGGAGACGACCAGGUUGCGGCGGGGCGGCGGGGGUCCCGCCCCGACUUCACUUGGCUGCGCGCAGCCGGUUCCCCAAGCUGGGUCCCCGGCGCUCCGUCCUCCCGAGCCCGCCGGGCGACUGCGCUCUCCUCCAAGGCACUGCUCGCCGGUCCGCGCUGCUCUUAAAGGGCCCGCGCCGCACCGCAGCCCGCGGGGGGACGAGGAUGGCGAAAGCGAGCGCCGCGACGCCCGGGGGCGUUGGGGCCCGAAGAAGAGCGCGUUUGUGAAUUCAGGACUAGGGGCUGGCGGCAAGCCUACCUAG